CCCUCCUCUGACGAAGCACACGGAGACAAAAUGAAAAGGUGAAGCGGGCGGUAUUACGGCGUAAGCAAAACUCUCCAACCCUCCCCAAAUAAUAAAAAAAAAAAGAAGAAAUCAACAGGAUGAAGACCUGCUAGUACCCUGCACUUUUCACUCCAACAUCAGGACCAGUUUUGCUUUUGUCCCUGCGGAGUACAAGAUGGAAAACUUUUUCCUAGACCCAAACCCCAUGGAGCUUAUUUGCAGCUGGGGGAGAGCUGAGAUGGAAGGAAAGCAAGGAAGUUGUUAACUUGGAGGCUUCCUAGCUGUAUUCUAUCUCCUGCCGUACCUUUCCUCAACUUGGGAUACACACAAGCUGAUUUCCUUUCUGCAUCCUGCGGACCCCGAGUUAAGAAUUCCACACAUAGCAAGUGACCACACACACUUGCAAGGACGCUGAAGUUUGAUAGCUACGGCGAGAUCCAACAUCACUCCGUCUGGGAAGGGAUCGAUGCCUGGGAUGGCGUGGUGGGGGUUAGUGCUGGAUGGCUGCACGAAGCCCAGGAAGUAGGGUGCCAACAUGGCCACUCCAAGGAGAAAGUUCCCAUCUUCUCCCUGGUCCCCACUUUUUCUCAUUCUCCUCAUCGCAUCCCCGGGACCUCUACACGGGCGGCCUCUCCUCUUGCACUCGUCCAUCAACGUGGCGGUGGUGUUCAGCGGCUCCAGUUAUCAGAGCGAGGUGCGAGGGCGGCUGAGCGGCGAGAAUUUUGUGGACCUGCCCGUGGUGGUGAGCCCCGUGACGGUGCUGGUGAACGACACCAAUCCGCGCGACCUGCUCACCCGCCUUUGCGAUACCAUGGCGACGGAGAAGCUGCACGGUGUUGUGUUUGAAGACGAUGUCGGGUCAGGUGCCACCACACAGGUGACCGAGGUGGCGCAAAUCCUGGACUUCCUGUCGACCCAGACGGCUCUGCCUAUCGUGGGCAUCAGCGGCGGAUCGGCGGUGGUCAUCCCCUAUAAGUCGGAAGGUUCGUCAUUCCUGCAGAUGGGAGCGUCUCUGGAGCAGCAGGUCCUCUGCAUGUUCAAGAUCAUGGAGGAGUACGACUGGGGCGAGUUUGCAAUCAUCACUAGCUUGCUGCCGGGAUACGACACCUUCGUGGACAUCGUUCAGGCCUACACGGAUACGUCCUACUUUAUGUGGGAUCUCCAGGAUGUCCUGACCAUGGAGAUGUCCGUCGGGGCCAACGACAUGCGGACCCGGCGCAUUCUGCAACAGGUGGACUCGCAGGUCCUUCUGGUGUAUUGCUCCUUUGAGGAGGCGCAUUUCCUUUUCCGCCAAGCCUUUGAGGUGGGUCUGGUGGGGCCGGGCUACAUCUGGAUCCUGCCCAGCUCAGCUGUGGGCAACCCCGAGGUGUCACCGCCGGCCAUUUUCCCCGUGGGCGUCAUCGGCGUCAUCACGGAGCAGUGGCGCAAGAGCUUGCGGCAGCGGGUACGCGAAGGCGUCGCCAUCGUGGCCAAAGGCGCCGAGAGCUUCAAGAAGCAGCUCGGCUUCAUCCCCGAAGGACACGGCGACUGCAGCAAACCCGCAAAGCACUCGGGCAACAACACGCUUUUCAGGCACAUGCUGAAUGUAACCUGGGAAAGGAGGGACCUGUCAUUCAACAGCAGAGGCUUCCUCUCCAACCCUUCUAUGGUUGUCAUCGCCCUGGAUAGAGAACGGGUGUGGGAUAAGGUGGGCACCUACGGUCGGGGCAUCCUGCAGGUGCGUUACCCGGUGUGGCCGCGCUACGGCAACUUUCUGGAACAUGUGACAGAUGACCGCCACUUAACUGUGGCCACGCUUGAGGAGCGCCCCUUCGUCAUAGUUGAAAACGUGGACCCCGGUACGGGCACAUGCGUCCGCAACACGGUGCCCUGCAGGCGCCAGUCCAAUCACUCUGAAAGCAUCAUCGGCCACUCUGAGUCGUACACAAAGCUGUGCUGCAAGGGCUUCUGCAUUGACAUCCUGAAGAAACUUUCCCGCACCAUCAAAUUCUCGUACGACCUCUACCUGGUCACCAACGGCAAGCACGGCAAACUGGUGCGCGGCACUUGGAACGGUAUGAUUGGUGAGGUUGUGUACCGACGCGCCGACAUGGCCAUCGGCUCGCUCACCAUCAACGAGGAGCGCUCGGAGAUCAUCGACUUCUCUGUGCCGUUUGUGGAAACGGGAAUCAGCGUCAUGGUCGCCCGCAGCAACGGCACCGUCUCCCCGUCCGCCUUCCUCGAGCCGUACAGUCCGGCCGUGUGGGUCAUGAUGUUCGUUAUGUGCUUGACGGUGGUGGCCGUGACGGUGUUUGUGUUCGAGUACUUCAGUCCGGUCGGGUACAACCGCAGCCUAGUGAGCGCCAAAGCUCCGGGCGGCCCCACCUUCACCAUCGGCAAGUCGGUUUGGCUGCUAUGGGGCAUCGUGUUCAACAACUCGGUGCCCAUCGAGAACCCCAAAGGUACCACCAGCAAGAUCAUGGUGCUGAUCUGGGCCUUCUUCGCCGUCAUCUUCCUGGCGUCGUACACCGCCAACCUGGCCGCCUUCAUGAUCCAGGAGCAGUACAUCGACACCGUCUCCGGCCUCUCCGACAAGAAGUUCCAGAAGCCGCACGAGCACUACCCCCCCUUCCGCUUCGGGACGGUCCCGAACGGCAGCACGGAGCGCAACAUCCGAAGCAACUAUCCCGACAUGCACACGCAUAUGAUGAAGUACAACCAAAAGGGUGUGGAGGAGGCACUCGACAGCCUCAAAACCGGAAAGCUGGAUGCCUUCAUCUACGACGCGGCCGUGCUCAACUACAUGGCGGGCAAGGACGAAGGUUGCAAGCUGGUCACCAUCGGCAGCGGCAAAGUCUUCGCCACCACCGGCUACGGCAUCGCCUUGCAGAAAGACUCACGCUGGAAGAGGCUCAUCGACCUGGCGCUGUUGCAGUUCCUCGGCGACGGUGAUACACAACGCCUGGAGACAGUGUGGCUCUCAGGCAUCUGCCAGAAUGAGAAGAACGAGGUGAUGAGCAGCAAGCUGGACAUUGACAACAUGGCGGGUGUCUUUUACAUGCUGUUGGUGGCCAUGGGCCUCAGCCUGCUGGUGUUCGCCUGGGAGCAUCUGCUCUACUGGAAGCUGCGUCACUCGCUCCACAAGUCCCACAAACUCGACUUCCUGUUGGCCAUCAGUCGGGGUAUCUACAGUUGCUUCAAGGGUGUGGAAGAUCAUGGCCGUUCAUCCGGUCUGGCCAAACCUGACCUGACAUCCAACUACGCCCAAGCCAACAUGCUGAAGAUGCUGCGCACCGCUAAGGACCUGGUAUCCACCGCCAAUGUUGAGAGUUCCCUUGACAAUGCCACCAAGACCAUUGAGCACUUUAGCCGGCACAGCGGGAGCGGCUUGCCGGUCCGUGUCCCCCAUGUGGCUGCCGAGACGGUACCUGGAGGCUUUGCGUAUGUCAUGGAGAACCACGUGUCCUUCCCGCAGCAAUCUAUCUCGCCGCAGAGGUGUGUCAGCAGGCCCACGCCACUGCGCUACACGCUUCCGACCCAUUCCACUUCGUGUCUAUACGAGCGCCCGCUUCCCGUGUCCAGCCUCAGCAGCCCGCACCUGGCGGUCAGCGAAACUCUCCCCCAUCAGCAUCCCCGCCAUUACCAGACCACCGGAAGACUAUAUGUAGACACCCACCCGCACUCGAGGUUCAUCUCAUACACAGACCUGCAGCUGCCUGACAUCUAUACCUCCCAUCCUGUCCCCGUGGUCCAAAACCAGAACACGGAGGGAGGCAUCCACCAGAGGAAACGAAGAUCCAAAAGCUUCCAGUCUGGGGAUGGCGACACAGAGAGAAGGAAGUACAAGGAUCACGAGAAGAACAAGCUCACCCUCAGCGAGCUCAAAGCCAACAACCUCCAGUGCAAACACAUCUCUGCCCCCAGCAUGGAGAGCAUCUACUCGGUGGAGGGGACGUGUCCUCCGGUGGAGAACUACAGAUCCUGGCCUCCGGAGGAUCUCAUGUUGAGGGGAAGACGUCGGCGCCGCCGCCCCUCAUUCCUGAAAGCAACAUGGGGCAGCGAGCAGAUCCACCAGCUCGACGAGUCCCAAUCAUCUCUUUCCAGUCAGUCGCCCUCCACGCUUCCUGACCUGUUCCCGUGCAUCCUCACGCCAACCAUGGCUGCAAAGGCCAACAACCCCGCCCACCUCCGGAACAACCUGUGCCUCCCGCGGAACCAGGCGUACCUCCACAUACGGGAGGAUCACAGGAGGCCCGCUGGUCGUAAAGGCCAACGGCUGAGGUAUUCCCAGUCCACCCAUCUCCCGACAUACGGUGAGGCGGUGCGGUACGGUGCCGGCUUAGGGCGGGGGAUGGUACGGAGAGCCACCAGCCUGCUCAGCAGACAGUACGCCCACUACCUGAACUCCUAUCCCGGGCUACCGCUCUACCACUCCCCCCUUGACCUUCAAAACCACAACCAGACCCCAGGCAGUCACCCAGUAGCCAGUCCCGUAUGCCAGCUCCUGGCCUGCGGUGGGGGGCGAUGCGGGGGACAGCGAUCCUUGCUGUACCAGGACAGCCUGUACGGGAUUUAUCAGAGCUCCCAGAAUGGAUCGGAGAAGCAAGGCAGUCAGGGAGGAGUUGGCCUGGCAGCGGGGAGCCCCUACGUGCUCCGACCCUGGAAACGGGUGUCCAGUUUGGAGUCGGAGGUUUGAACCAUAAAGACCAAGGAGAAUUUACAACUGACCACUGUGGAGAAGGUUGGCUAAUUUUUGGGGAGACCUUCAACGAUUGUGAACAUAUGCACUGAAGAUGGGGAUCCUCUCGCUUGUGCGUUUUGUGCACUAAAUUGUCCAUGGUGUCGCUUUGUGAUGGAAGUAUAACCGGAAUUUUCAUGCUGUGAUUCGUGGUUUGUGGUGUACAUAUUUUACCGUGGAUGGGAUCCAAACUCUGGUGUCAUGUCGCCAACUGUGAAGAGAUAGCGACGGGGAUUAAAGGAUCACAUCUGUCAC
Messenger RNA from Syngnathus acus (greater pipefish), 4993 nucleotides. RefSeq names its product glutamate receptor ionotropic, NMDA 2C-like. Gene Ontology annotation, molecular function: NMDA glutamate receptor activity; transmitter-gated monoatomic ion channel activity involved in regulation of postsynaptic membrane potential. The transcript has 16 exons. The record is from RefSeq and is a predicted model, not a curated record. Lineage: Eukaryota; Metazoa; Chordata; Actinopteri; Syngnathiformes; Syngnathidae. The coding region runs from base 557 to 4696 and encodes 1379 amino acids. Gene Ontology annotation, biological process: long-term synaptic potentiation; excitatory postsynaptic potential; monoatomic ion transport. Gene Ontology annotation, cellular component: postsynaptic membrane; plasma membrane; NMDA selective glutamate receptor complex.